GGUUGAGUACCUCAUUGCCGUUGGUUCGCGAUGACGCCAUGCAGAUGUUCGCUGGGGAGUGCUGAAGAGACUGGAGUUCGCGCUGAUUUCAGUUAUCGUUGAAGCACUGUGUGGACCGGACACCGUGGAAAAUCCAUCACUUGAAAACCUAGAGAGACGUACAUAUGCUGUUUAAAAUGCUGGUAAUUCCGCUCUUCGGAUUGAUAUCAUUGACAUUGGGAGCUGGUGUUGGUACAGCCUGGGAUGUAUCCCCAGGUCAGCUGGGGUACACGACACACCCAACGUGGCCGAGGGUCGAUCUGUCGGCGUUUGAGAUAAGGAGUGUCAGUGGAACCGGCAAACUGACCACCAGAGAUGAAUCCUCAAGACGAGCGAGUACCAAACGAGAAACUAAGGAAGUCGACGACAUGGAGACUGACUACGUCCCGGAGGUUCUCUUCGAUCAUCCAGUCUUCAAGGGCAUCUUCAAGAAGCCGAGAAACAAUCCAGAUGUGGAAAUGCUGCCGGGGCCGUGGGAAAAGUCGAGGAAACCCGACCGCACCGGGAGGAACCGGCAGACGUGCCCCGAAAGCUUAGAAGAGGAUUUAAAUUCGGACGAGGUCGUCAGAGAUAAGCCGAGGGUCCGUCGGGAGGCCGAAGAACCCUCCAUGGAGAAGAUCACAGGGACAAAGAGCGUUCGGGAACCGAGACUCAACUCCCCGGAAUCGUGGUCGAAGCAGCCGUUGGCUGUUGAGUUUCGUCAUCGGACGAACUUGGAGGAUGGCUUAGCUGAAGAUCACGAUUCAAGGUUGAUGAGGCAUCAGGCCCCGAGAACGGACUUCGUGACGGCCAAUAGGAGGAGCUACGAAGGAAGAGAAGCUAGGGAUCUUCAGAUAGGCCAUGACUAUGACGACGUCUCCUAUCGAAAUUCUCUAAGAGACCGCGACAUGGGUGCGCCUUACUCGAGGGGUUACUACUAUCCUGAUCAUUUUAGAACCGAACGGGACUAUCUCAUCCGUGGGGUCAACGAUCCUGGCUUCUCCACCGAUAGGUACCGCAUCGAGGAUUACGAUAUGUACAGGAAUCGUCCAACGCCGAAGCCCAAGAGGAUCAUCUACUACGCAACGCUCCCGGAAAUCGUUCGAAAACCCGUGGACACCAGGCGACCUUACGACUUCCGGCCUUAUGACACCGUCGGAAGGGCCUCUAUGCCCCCCAUGAGGGAUUCCACUUACCGAAGACUGCCCACCAUGUUGGACCUGAAGUACCAGUACAGGCAUCCUUACGGGUAUGACUCGUACGAUCCUUAUGGCAAGCGGACGAAUUAUUGGGAGCGUCCGUAUGCCUACGACAGGAUUGAUGAUACUCGCUACAGGGAACAAGAUUUGGAUCAUGCGAGCUUUAAAGAAGCUCCCAGGAGUGACGAGGCCGUGAGGACGGCUGCCAACUCCGUGGAGGGAAGGUCAACCGACAAAUUACCCUGGCCUGUGCAAGUCGGAACGGAACUCAAUAUCAAGGAUGAUGAGAGGGUCACCGGGAGGAAGAUCUUCGGCCAGCAGGAGGACUAUGAUCGCUUCCGCCAGAACUCCAGGAUGGAGAGGGAGGGGAAUGGGGACGCAGCUGAUGUUGGAAAUAAUCGAGAUUAACCUUUAGCUUUUAGCCUGUCUGAUGUUAUAGAGGUCAAUUAUUAGAUGUCGUUAGUCUUGAGGUGCAAUUCGAACGUAUGGUGGAGGGUUUCCAAUAAUUCAGAUUUAGCCUCGUCAGCUAGUCGGAGUGGCCUUUUACGGCGAGUUGGAAGUCAUUAGAAAAGUCUGGGUCAUUUCACGAGGUAAUGAUUGACUGAACGGAUACAUUAAAAUUUAACUGUUAUUGCAGGGGAUUUUUCAGUAAAGCUCAGCUCUUGGCGUUCUUCAUAUAUUUAUGAUUUUUAUACAAUGUACUUUUUGUUUAUUUAGAAAAAUAAAUUCAUUGAGAUAAUUGAAAUAA
Messenger RNA from Diachasmimorpha longicaudata, 1965 nucleotides. RefSeq lists its product as uncharacterized. NCBI's taxonomy places the organism in Eukaryota, Metazoa, Arthropoda, Insecta, Hymenoptera, Braconidae. The transcript is spliced from 2 exons. The record is from RefSeq and is a predicted model, not a curated record. Bases 165 to 1625 code for a protein of 486 amino acids.